AUGGAGCGCUGGAUGAGACUCUAUUGUCUGUGUGUCUAUAAAAGCAGCACAGGAGGUUUGAAGUGUUUCAGCUGAGAGGUAGGAAACGAGGGAGGGAAAGCUCUGAUGAGUGGACAGAAGUGGCCAUGCGGGAGAGUUGUGUUUUUCAACCAAAUGCCCGGUGAUCUUUUCCCACCUUCCCCACUUCCUGGCCUCUCACAGGAGCCUGUCGAGAGGGAAAUGCUGAGGGUCUUACUUUCUCUCCUCUUGAUCUGAGUUCUGACUGCAGGCGUCCAUGUGGGUGCUUUUUAUUUACAUAAUUUCAGCAGGACCUUAAUUUAGAGUUGCGCCUACACUUGUGUGUCUUUGUCUCUCUUUCCCCCACCUUCAGGCAGACUAACAACCACACACCAUUCACAAUCCUGGCGUCUAGGCUACCGAUCUCUGAAUCCUUAAGCGCCGCUGGACUCUGAUGACGACUUUGCUUUCUUCCAUGAGGGCGUCCAGGGGUGCCUGGGGGUGCUGGAUCGCUCCCUCAUCCCGUCCACCUCCUGCGAGGAUAGCCACCAGCGCUGGAAGUGGGUGACGCGGGGGCGCCUGUUCAACCUGGGCUCCUCAAUGUGCCUGGGCAUGACCACUGGGAACCUCACCAAGAGGGACAAGUCUCCUCUGGGGUUGUACGUCUGUGACCGAGAGCCGCCCGCAGUGCGAUGGACCUGGAACUGUGGCCAGGUGUUGGACACCUUAAACAACUACCUUCCCAUCCCCUCUAUUUGGAACUCCUCUGAAGCGUCCUCGCCCUCUAAGUUUAAAUGGACAGUACAUGGAGGCGCAGAGGACCUGUGCUCAAAAACAUAUCGUGAGAUCUAUACAAUCCAGGGAAACUCUCAUGGCCGCCCAUGCUAUCUGCCCUUCCUGUAUGACGGCCAGUGGUUCCACAGCUGCACAAGCACCGGGCGCGAGGACGGUCACCUGUGGUGUGCCACCACGUUCGACUACGGCAAGGAUGAGCGCUGGGGCUUCUGUCCUGUUAAGAGCAGCGGCUGCGAGACGUUUUGGGAUACUGACCCACUGACGGACAGCUGCUAUCAGUUUAACUUCCAAGCUACGCUGUCAUGGAGCGAGGCUCGGAUCAGCUGCCAGCAGCAGGAGGCAGACCUGCUCAGCAUCACUAAGGUGCAUGAGCAGACGUACAUCAACGGUUUACUGACAGGCUACAGCGCUGCGUUGUGGAUCGGCCUCAAUGACCUGGACACCAACGGGGGCUGGCAGUGGGCCGACUCAUCCCCACUCAAAUAUCUCAACUGGGAGACAGACCAGCCAGACCAUGCUGAUGAGGAGAACUGCGCUGUGAUCAGGACUGAGUCAUCGGGUCGUUGGCAGAACCGCGAUUGUUCUGUUGCUCUGCCGUACGUCUGUAAGAAGAGGCCCAAUGCUACCCUCGACCCCUUCACUACUGACUCGUGGGCAGAUGAUGAGAAGUAUGAUUGUGAUGUGGGCUGGCAGGCUUUCCAGGCCGGCUGCUACAAGCUGACUUCAGAGAAAUUAGACUGGGACACUGCUCAGAAAACCUGUCAGAAGAUGGAGGCUAACCUGGUCAGCGUCCACACCCUACCUGAGCUGGAGUUCAUCCUGCACAACCUGAAGAGAGACGUCGACCAGCUGUGGAUCGGGCUCCACGACACUAACAUGCAAAUGGACUUCCAAUGGACCGACAACACGCCCGUCAUCUUUACCUACUGGCACCCCUAUGAACCAAACAACUUCCGCAACACCCUGGAGGACUGCGUCUCCGUCUGGGGCGCUGAGGGCCGCUGGGAUGACAGCCCCUGUAAUCUGACUCUUCCCUCCAUCUGUAAGAAACUGGGAACAAAGAGUGAAGGGAAGCCGCAGCAUCAAGAAUGCAAAAAAGGCUGGAAGUGGCACAGCCCAGCUUGUUACUGGGUGGGAGAGGAUCUGCAUACCUUUGAAGAGGCCAGGAAAUCCUGCGAAGACCAGGGAGCCACCCUUGUUACCAUUACCAACAGGUUCGAGCAGGCCUUCGCCAACAGCCUGGUGUUCGGUCGUGCUGGGGAUUCCUUCUGGAUCGGGCUGCUGGACAAAGACAGCCCCAGCUCGUUCCACUGGCUCAGUGGAGACGAAGUGUCCUACACAAACUGGAACCGAGACCAACCGAGACCAGUCGGUAUCGACGGUGGUUGUGUUUCUAUGGCUACUGGCUUCGCAACGGGCCUGUGGGAGGUGAAGGAGUGUGCGUCAUCGAAGGCAAAAUUCAUCUGCCGUCAGAAUCAGGACACGUCUCUGAGCCCGGAGCCCCCCGUCCCUCAGCCCACCCCGAGCCUCAGCGGCUCCUGUCCCAGUGGCUGGAAGAGCAACAGCAACCUGCGCUACUGUUACAAGGUGUUUCACUCGUUCCAGCUGGAGGGGAAGCAGAGCUGGCUGCAGGCUCACCUGUUCUGCCGGAAACAUGGAGCCGACCUGCUGAGCAUCACCGGCCACGAGGAGGAGCACUUCAUCCUGCAGAUCCUCCAUGAGACCUUCGGGGAGUCAGAAGAGCACGAGCAGCAUUGGUUUUGGAUUGGACUGAACCGUAGGAACCCCAUGGACAACGGCAGCUGGAAGUGGAGUGACGGCCUGGCUGUCACGUACCAGAACUUUGGCCGGUACUACUACAACAUCCGACAGUGUGCUGCAGCAGAUUUGGGCACUAUGACCUGGCUGGCUAUGCACUGUGAUUCUGAGUUAGACUGGAUCUGCAAAAUCCCCAGAGGUAGUGCUGAGAAGGAACCAGAAGUCUCUGAAGGAACCAGUUCACCGGAGUGGAUUGGCUUCCAGGAGGCUGAUUAUAAAUUUUUUGACCACCGCACCACUUGGGACCAGGCCCAGAGGAUUUGCUCCUGGUUUGAUUCUUCACUGGCCUCCGUCCACUCUGCUGAGGAAGAAGCUUUCCUGGCCAACACUUUAAGAAAGAUGGUGAAGAUGGAGGGUGACAACUGGUGGCUUGGCCUUCACACCUACGAAAACGACGGCCGCUUCCGUUGGUCUGACCGCUCUGUGCUCAAUUACGUGUCCUGGGCCCUCGGGAGGCCGCACGCGCUCAGCCGGGAUCGCAAGUGUGUCCAUUUGUCUAUCGGUAAAGCUGACUGGUCCGAUCAGAAGUGCCACUCUGACCUUCCCUACAUCUGUAAGAAAGUAAAUGUCACAGGCACCAUUCCUCCGGCUCCAUCACCCCCCCACGUCUCAUCAGGCUGUCCUGACAGAUGGUCUCCCUACCAGCAUAAGUGUUUCAGAGUGUUUGAUCAGCCUGACCAGGUCACGUGGUCUGCAGCCAAGUUGAAAUGUGAAACAGAGGGAGGAGUGCUGGCAGUGGUGUCCAAUCACUUGGAGCAAGCCUUUGUCACCACCCUGCUUUACAACAUCACCUCAGACCUUUGGGUGGGCCUCACCUCAGACUCCAAAGGUCAUUUCCAGUGGGCCCAGCCUGGCCUGCUCAGCUACACCAACUGGGGUCCUGGAGAGCCCCUGGACAACAGCGGACCACAUCACAAUAAGACCCGGGGGAACUGUGUGGUGAUGAUUCACGGGAACCCACUGAAAAACGCCGGCAUGUGGGCCUCCAGAGCGUGUGAGAUGGAAAGUCACGGCUUUAUUUGUCAAAGACAACCAGACUCAACUCUCCCAGAGGCCCCGCCUCUCAUCCCUGUCACCCUGAAAGACAACAUGGAGCUGGAGCUGGGUGGAGUGACAUACAGGAUUGUGAACAAGCGUCUUGACUGGACGGGCGCUCUGCACCUCUGUGAGUCUUAUAAUGGGACCCUGGCCACAGUGACAGAUCCGUACCAGCAGGCAUACCUCACGCUGCUGAUCAACAGCCUGCGGCGGCCUGCCUGGGUUGGUCUCUACAGCUACGGAGGACGGAGCUUCACCUGGCUGGGUGAAGGAGAAGUGACAUACUCAAACUGGAAAGACGGGGAGCCCAAUCAGCUGGCUGGAUGUGGUCACAUGACCACUACUGGGCAGUGGACUAUGACUCCCUGUGACGCUAAACUGGACUCUGUCAUCUGUCAGAUCAGUGAUGAGCCUGUGAUGCACCAGUGGAUCUACCCCGGCCAGUGUCCCCACUCUCUGGGAGACUGGGCGUGGGUGCCUUUCAGAAACAACUGUUACGCCUUCAACCUGCAGAGUCUUAAACUGCAGCAGGAUGCACGAGCGUCCUGUAAAAAAGUGGGAGCAGAACUUCUCUCCAUCCUGGAUGAGACAGAAAAUGGAUUUGUUUGGGAACACAUCCAGAGCUAUGCAGAGCAGGCUCACGGCGCCUGGCUGGGCAUCAGCGUGAAAGGUAGAGGCCUAGUGUGGAGCGAGGACACAGAGAUGACAUACACCAACUGGGAGGCCCAUGACUUUUCCUCUUCUGUUUUGUCUCCUAACUCCUGCUUCUGGAUUCAGAGUAACAGCGGCCUGUGGAAGCCGGGCUCCUGCAGAAACCGGACGCAUGGAAUCAUCUGCAAACAGCCUCGCAGUGCCGAAACAUCAGCUUCUACAUCUGACAGUGACCACCUGCCCACUCUCAUUGUUGUCAUCGUGACGGGCUUGGUGCUGGUGGCGCUGAUUGCAGGGUUGAUCUACCUGUACCGCCGACGGACCAUAGGGUCAGGGGGCUCCUACGAAGGAGCCCGCUACAGUCGGACCAACUCCAGCAUGGCUGAGCAGACUGAGAAGAACAUCCUGGUGUCAGACAUGGAGCUGAACGAGCAGCCUGAGUAACAGCAGCUGAUCGGAACCUGGACUGGACCGACCCGUCACAGGAGAGGCGGACUCUGACACACAUUGUGGCAUUUAUAUUUUUGUUGUCUCUUUUGAAACCAAAAAAAAAAGAAGAUUUUAAAGAGCUGAGGAGCUGUGUAGAGCGCAGCAGGUGUUAAAGUUUUGAAUUUGAAUCCCGCACUCGCAAUCGUCUUUUGCCAAGACUUGACAAUUCUAUCGGUUUCUCUGCACAAAUCAGAUCCUUCCAUAUGCACAUCUUUCACAGAGUGUUCCAUAAAGGCCAUAAGUGGAUUUUCUGGGAGUUUGUUUUUAUCACAGCUGUAAAAGUUCAAUUUGAAAUUGGUUUAAUGAAAUGACUCCUCUUCACCUUUUUCAGUGCCAAAGUCAACUUUUGCACGUUGUAUAUUUUUUUCAUAUUCCCAAAUGAUUGGAAGACUUAUGAGAAUAGCAGCAAAGUGCUAUCACAGCCACAGAUUCACUCUUAAUGUGUUUCUGUCCUUUAAACACACAGCCACACUCUUCUUCUUCAGGACCAAACCUGUUUGUUCUAAAUUUCAUUUUGCCAUAACAGUAUUUACCUGACAUUGAGUUGUUUUUUUGGUUGUUUCAUCUGGUUCUUUUCUUUUUCAUUGACUUGCCAUCAUCCGUGCAGCUGUAGUGAACUGUUACCGAUGAUGCAUGUGUGGUUUUUGUUCUCCUGCCUCGCUCCUCCUUUCUCAUCGGACACGUCAGCACCAGCUGUCAGGCGAGCCGAGGAGGAGGAGGAAGCCCAAAUGUGAAUGUGUGGAAGGUAACAGGGACCAGUAUUAAUGGUGACUGUAGACCAUGUAAGGCAGUACCUUAGAUAUGGUACGACUGUGCACAUUACUGAGUUCUGUAUGAACUCAGCGUGGAAACUGGUCUUUAAUAGACUGUCAUUUUGGUACUGCAGGACUGAGAGUCAUCUUCAGGCGGAGUGACUUUCAGCUUCCAUGGCUCUGUGUACGCUUCGGUACUUUCUUCUAUUAUGUUUCAACUUAUUCAGCAUUAGUAAUUCACUUUCUUUCAGUUAGUAGCAUUAAGGUACAAUGACUUCUCUGUGAUUCAGACUUUUGUUUGUGUUGGCUCUGUAUGCCACCAUCUGGAGCUGGAUCAGCAGUCUUUAAGGACAGUAAUUCUCUUUGCCUGCGCCCGCCAUAAAUUUGCCAUAUUCAUCAUUUUUAUGGCCCACAGUUCACUUCUCUGUAUGUUUUAUCUCAAAGAUAUUAUGUCCUUUUAAUGAUACAGGUUUUAUUAUGUUUAUGACACAGAUAUGACUUUUAAAGACAUUUUAGAAACGUUCCUGCUUUUAUGAGACAAUUCCAAACAAAGGAAAACAUCAGUCACACAAAUGACAGCGGCGUAUGAGCCAAAGACUGUUUCAAAUAUAAAUUCGCAUUAAGAGAAAAACCUUGCUGGGUUCUUUCUAUACGUCAUUUUUUAGAUUUUGCAUUUGCACAGCCAAAUGAACACAUUUUUAGUCAUUUGUGUCACUUUAUGUUUCUUUCAUCAAACAUUUUCUUUCCCCUCAGCUCUCGCAUUUCGUUCUUCCUGCACAGAGGAAUGCUUUGGAGCCGUGUCAGUCUGAGGCUUUUGGGGUUUCACUGAGCUGCUGUGAAAAAAAAACUUCUUUUUCUCCAUGAGUUGGACUAAGAUAGGGGGGAAGGGAAGAGGAGAGGGAGUAAGGAGAAGUGUGUGUGAGUGUGAGUGUGUGUGUGUGUGUGAGAGUGAGUGUGUGCAGUCUCCAGCUGUGGAAUGUUGAGUCGGCAAGAAGAGCGCAGUGGCACGUCUGGAACCAAUCAGAGAAAGAGGGCUCAGGGACAUGAAGGGUCAGAAGGAGGAUUGAAAAAAGGAAACUGGAUGAAAGGGAAAAAAGCAGGAGUGUGAGGAGGAGUCAGGGAUGUAGGAAGAGAGGAAGGAGGAAUGUAGUGGAUUGUCCCAGGCUUACCCUGGCCUCUGCUGGUGGUUCACUGUACUUAAACUGUAGAAGAUGUGAACUGCCUGUGAAAGUCCGACGCCCCCUUAGUUUGUACAUCAGUGAGACUUUGUUUGUGAUGCAGGCUGGCGCUCGUCCCUGUGAAGAUUACCUGAAGAACCUGUUCAACUUUUUUUGAACUAUUUUUGUGUCAUUUUUAUAUGAAAGGAAUAAAGAAUACGUUCUCAAA
Messenger RNA from Notolabrus celidotus (New Zealand spotty), 6926 nucleotides. RefSeq names its product mannose receptor, C type 2 (gene mrc2). The record is from RefSeq and is a predicted model, not a curated record. Bases 598 to 4743 code for a protein of 1381 amino acids. Gene Ontology annotation, molecular function: signaling receptor activity. NCBI's taxonomy places the organism in Eukaryota, Metazoa, Chordata, Actinopteri, Labriformes, Labridae. The transcript has 29 exons.